AUGCAAAAGCAGAAGAUUCUUCAUCUUCAGGAAAAAGUUGACUCCCUGACAGAUGACAAACAUUUUCUCAGAGCAAGAUUGGAGGAUGUCUUUGUCAUAGCACUUCUGAGGCAUGAAGCCGUAAUGUCUCCUGGACAGACACUGUCUGCAUCUUCAUCCAAUACUGCUGCAUCCAAGGAGAAGGUGUCCAGUGAUGAAUCUUCUGAUUCCUCAGAAUCUUCAGAUUCAUCAGAUUCCGAACCAAGAACAAAGAAGAAGAAAAAGGAUAAAAAAUCCAAGAAACUGAGGGUUGAUUUUAGGAGAGUAAAAAACCCUGAAGACUCCAUCAAACGCUACCACAAAGUGUUACACCUGGUAAAUGGUGGCUUCACUAAAGCUGAAGCGUACAACAAAAUGAAUGUUGACAGAAACACAAUUGUCAUGCAAGCCCCCAUUGCUGAGUUGGCAGUUGCAAAUCCUGAAGAAUACAAAGGAGUGAGAGCCACUUUUAAAAUGGGAGAAAGCAUCCAAAAAUUUUCUGAUGUCUGUCUUGCAAGGUGCCUGGAUCAACCUAAUGUAGACAUGAUAAAAAAAUUGAAAGAGAGCAGUGCCCUUCUUGAUAUAUCAAAGAAAUGCUGUGGAUGGGAGCAUCCCCACUCCACUAUGAAGAUAAUCAAAGGGGCUCUGGCCUGCACUCUGGAUCAAGUAAUCAAGGAGGACAUGAAGGAGAACUGUAUAGGGUGCUCUGUGAAACACCCAAGCCAGCGUCGGCACACGUGCCUGUACGACCCCGAACCGUUUUACUUCUUUAACAAUUUUGAAAAGAUGAUCAAAAAGCUGUACAGACUGUGGUUUAAACAUGUCAUCACGAAAGCGGUCGCGGUGUGCAAUCCCGACCCCUCGCCCAUGAAAGUACAAGGCGCUAUUGAGGCCGUCAUGUGUGAGCUUAAAGAUUAA
Brienomyrus brachyistius is the source of this 936-nucleotide messenger RNA. RefSeq names its product coiled-coil domain-containing protein 106-like. Gene Ontology annotation, cellular component: nucleoplasm. The transcript is spliced from 4 exons. The record is from RefSeq and is a predicted model, not a curated record. Lineage: Eukaryota; Metazoa; Chordata; Actinopteri; Osteoglossiformes; Mormyridae. The coding region runs from base 1 to 936 and encodes 311 amino acids.